UGCAACGCCAACCCAAGAACCAGAGAAUCGAGACAACAGUUCCUCCUCAUAAUAAAAGGAAAGCCCCCGAAAUGAGUUUUUCCGAUCAAUACCCAAGCCGCCGCGAUGCGGUCACCGGGGCGGCGGCGGCGGCGGCGGCGGACAUCCAGCCGGCCUUCGACGUCCUUGACGCCGACCGUGACGGCAAGAUCAGCCGCGACGACCUUAAGGCCUUCUACUCCAGCUUCGUGGCCUCCGGCCCCAGCGAGGACGACAUCAGCUCCAUGAUCUCCGCCGCCGACGCCGACUGCAACGGGUUCGUGGACUUCGACGAGUUCCAGCGCGUGCUCGGCCACCGGAGCGCCAUCGGCGGAGCGGGGUCGGUGAUGGAUGAGGCGUUCCGGGUGAUGGAUCGGGAUGGGGACGGGAAGGUGGGGUUCGAGGACCUGAAGGCGUUCCUGGGGUGGGCGGGUAUCCCCGCCGGCGACGAGGAGAUCAGGGCGAUGAUCCGGAUGGGCGGUGGCGAUGCGGCCGACGGGGUCCGCUUCGACGCCUUCGCGAAGAUCGUGGCCGUCGAUUCGCCAACUCCGGGAAUUGAAUCGAAUGCACCCGCGCGGGGUUCAUAGCUCCACCCCGCACGUGUUAUCUGGGUACGACGUUUGCUUUUUGGACGGUUCUGAUUAAUGUGGUUGGUCGGUUCGCAUUGGUUCCAUGAAAGAAAUGAAAUAGCUGUACUUUUUUUGCAAAAAAAAUACAGUUUCUGAAUGGAACGGUAAUGGUCACAGUAGAUAUCCGGUCGAAACGAAGGUAAAUCACCUAAAAUCGUGUCAAUUUCCAGUCUUUAACACAUAACAUGAGCAAUCUAGAAACCGUAGCAAGAUCUGUCAUCCUCUUGAAAAAUUCUGCCUGCACCAGAACAAUUUAGUUGGGUUGGAUUAUUAAUGUAUUUGCAUUGCUACUACAGAAUCAAAACAAGAGUUUGUAUAAAGAAGAA
This is a messenger RNA of Phoenix dactylifera (date palm), 973 nucleotides long. RefSeq lists its product as uncharacterized. NCBI's taxonomy places the organism in Eukaryota, Viridiplantae, Streptophyta, Magnoliopsida, Arecales, Arecaceae. The record is from RefSeq and is a predicted model, not a curated record. Gene Ontology annotation, molecular function: calcium ion binding.